AUGCGUGACCACAGGAGUGACCACAGCACUGACCACCGGAGUGGCCACCGGAGUGACCGCACUGACCACAGCACUGACCAUCGGAGUGACCGCACUGACCACUGGAGUGACCACACUGACCACCGGAGUGACCACAGUGACCACCGGAGUGACCACAGUGACCACCGGAGUGACCACGGCACUGACCACGGCUCCAGGCAGAGCUUCGAGCAGAGCACCGCGCUGGACAGGCACAGGAGUGACCACAGUGACCACAGGAGUGACCACAGUGACCACAGCACUGACCACAGCUCUGACCACGGCUCCGGACGCAGCAGCGGUCAGCGGCGCUGCUCAGGACAGACGGACAGCGGCCACGGUCAGCGGGACCAGGACAGCGGUCAGCGGGGCGGCUCCGGACAGCCAGGCCACGGCAGCGGUCAGCGGGGCGGCUCCGGACAGCUGGACAUCGAUGGGAACGGCCAGAGGGUCAGCCUUGGUAUCGGUCAGCGGGGCCAGGACCGUGGCAGUGGUCAGCGGGGCAGGGCCGGACAGAGCAGUGACCACAGCAGUGGUCAGCGGGGCAGGGCUGGACAGAGCAGUGACCACAGCAGCGGUCAGCGGGGCAGGGCCGGACAGAGCAGUGACCACAGCAGUGGUCAGCGGGGCAGGGCCGGACAGAGCAGUGACCACAGCAGCGGUCAGCGGGGCAGGGCCGGACAGAGCAGUGACCACAGCAGUGGUCAGCGGGUGCUUUGCAGUGGUCAGCGGGGCAGGGCUGGACAGAGGGGCCUCAGAGGGAGUGGCCGAAGAGGCAGCAGCGGUCAGCGGGGUGGCCCCGGACACAGCAGUGACCACAGCAGCGGUCAGCGGGGCAGCUCCGGACAGAUGGACACUGACAGCGAUGACCAACAGCCCACGGCCAGCAGCAGCCGGCAGCGUGGCAGCGAUGACCACCCAGAUGACCACACAGAUGACCACACAGAUGACCACCCAGAUGACCACCCCAACUCCCACCCCCCCUCCGCUGACCACUGCCCACUGACCUGUCCGGACUGCGGCCAAAGCUCCCACCUGCAGCAGCGUCACCGCCGUGCCCACGCCACGCUGACCGCAACCUGUGGUCACUCUCACGCCACGCUGACCACAAGCUGUGGUCACUCUCACGCCACGCUGACCGGUACCAGUGGUCACUCCCACACCACAGUGACCGCUACCUGUGCUACCGCACUGACCAACACCUGUGGUCACUCUCACACCACACUGACCGCUACCUGCGGCACCGCACUGACCGCUCCCUGCGGUCACUCUCACACCACAGUGACCAACACCAGUGGUCACUCUCACACUGGACUGACCGCUCCCUGUGGCAACGCACUGACCGGCACCAGUGGUCACUCUCACACCGCACUGACCGCUACCUGUGGUCACUCUCACACCGCACUGACCGGUACCUGCGGCACCGCACUGACCGCUCCCUGUGGUCACUCUCACACCACAGUGACCAACACCUGUGGUACCACAGUGACCAACUCCAGCGGUCACUCUCACACUGGACUGACCGCUCCCUGUGGCACCGCACUGACCAACUCCUGCGGUCACUCCAACACCGCACUGACCGCUACCUGCGGUCACUCUCGCACCACAGUGACCACUACCUGUGCUACUGCACUGACCGGCACCAGUGGUCACUCUCACACCACAGUGACCAACACCUGUGGCACCGCACUGACCAACUCCAGCGGUCACUCCAACACCGCACUGACCAACUCCAGCGGUCACUCCUCACUGACCGCUCCCUGCGGUCACUCUCACACCACACUGACCGCUCCCUGCGGUCACUCUCCGGCCGCCCCUCGCCCCCAGGACAGCAGGAGAAGCCCCCGGGGUCGCCGCCGCGGCGCCCGGACCCCCGGAGCCUCCCCGGGCGCCCCCAACACGUGCGGCGAGUGCCGGCAGAGCUUCGGCCAGAGCUCGGACCUGGUCAAGCACCUGCGCGUGCACACGGGCGAGCGGCCGUACGCCUGCGGCCACUGCGGCAAGCGCUUCAACGUCAGCUCCAACCUGAGCCGGCACCGGCGCAUCCACACCGGCGAGCGGCCCUACGGCUGCGCCGACUGCGGCAAGAGCUUCACCGACCGCUCCACGCUGAGCCAGCACCGGCGCAGCCACACCGGCGAGCGGCCCUACGGCUGCGGGCUCUGCGGCAAGAGCUUCGGCCGCAGCUCGCACCGCCGGCGGCACCAGCGCACGCACGGCCGCGACGGCGCCGCGGCAAACGUCUGGUGCUACCCCGGGCAGGCUUCUUGA
This is a messenger RNA of Melospiza melodia melodia, 2289 nucleotides long. Its product is annotated as filaggrin-2-like. The transcript is spliced from 2 exons. The record is from RefSeq and is a predicted model, not a curated record. Lineage: Eukaryota; Metazoa; Chordata; Aves; Passeriformes; Passerellidae. Bases 1 to 2289 code for a protein of 762 amino acids.